GCUCCACCAUCUCUGUUUGAUUUCUCCAACCAGGAUGGAUCUUUCUGAGGGGAAUGUGUACGAGAACCCAGAGCCGACCUACGAGAACCAGUCAUCAGGCGAAUAUGAAUUGCCCUACGAGGCCUCAUACGAAGAUCUUUCGCAUCUGACUCCUGAGUAUGAAAACGCCGAAGUGGCCUCGAGAAGAAUACCAGCUCCUCCUUCGAUCCCGGCGCCUGAGCCUCCCACAGAGGAGAGGCGAGGAAGCACGUCCUCUUCCUCAUCCUCCUCAUCGUCUUCAUCAUCUUCUUCUUCUCAUGAGAAAGAAGAGCAGAAAGUGGAGCUGGAGAGUUCCAGUGGGGAGGAGGAGGUGGAGGAAGAAAAAGAAGAAAAAGAGGAAGAAGAAGAGGAGAACACAGAGGUAGAGCCGUUAAAUGAGUUAAACUGGGAGAUGGAGGUGGACAAAUCACGCAGAUCCUCAUCCUCGUCAUCAUCUUCAUCAGCCUCUGAGAAGGAAACAGCUAAGGAGAAGCCAGAGCCUGACGAAGAUGGACCAAAGGUCAUGCUCUUUGUUAAGGCUGGGAGUGAUGGUGAGAGCAUUGGAAACUGUCCUUUCUCCCAGCGCCUCUUCAUGAUCCUGUGGCUGAAAGGUGUUGUCUUCAACGUCACCACUGUUGACCUAAAGAGGAAACCAGCUGAUCUUCACAACCUGGCCCCCGGGACACAUCCACCCUUCCUCACCUUCGAAGGGGAAGUUUACUCUGAUGUCAACAAAAUAGAGGAAUUCCUGGAGGAAAAGCUGGCUCCACCAAAGUACCCCAAACUUGCAGCAAAGAAUCGUGAAUCCAACACAGCAGGAAAUGACAUAUUUGCCAGAUUUUCAGCUUUUGUCAAAAAUACAAAACCGGAUAAAAAUCAAGCUUUAGAGGCCAAUCUAAACAAGGCCCUGGCUAAGCUGGACGAGUACCUGAUUAGUCCUCUCCCUGAUGAGGCAGACGAGGGAGAAUCCACCCGCAAGUUCCUGGACGGAAAUGAACUGACACUUGCUGACUGCAACCUUCUACCAAAGCUUCAUGUCGUUAAGGUGGUUGCAAAGAAAUACAGAAACUAUGACAUCCCGUCAGAGUUCAGAGGUUUGUGGCGGUACCUUGGAAAUGCUUACAAACAGGACGAGUUCAUCAACACCUGUGCAGCUGAUGUGGAAAUCGAGCUAGCCUAUAAGGAUGUCGCCAGGAGGCUGGGGAAAUGAAUGCAUCACAAGCACUCAAGAACCUUUUUAUCUUUUAUUGAGAAAUAUCUAAUAAAUCACUUCUUUUUUUUUUGGAAAACCAUUACAUACGCUUUUGGCACAGUAUGUGUCACUUGUAAUAGUAAUAUAGUAAAUAUGUUUAACUGUAGCACACUGGUAUGAUGUUUCAGAGAAGGUGCUAAAAAUCAUGAAUCGUGUUUGUAAUGGUAUUGUGUAGCAGCAGAUGUCUGACGCAUCAAACGAUGCUUGCAAACUAAAGAGGCUGAAAAUUGUUUCAUAAUGAUUAUACUACAGUCAUUUUUCAAAAAAGAUUCAAUGAGGAAAAAUGUAUGAAGUUUGCAGCUCAGUGUUUAGUCAUAGUAAAUCCCUUCCUUAAGCAACAACUGUCCAGUCAUCAGUGAUUAAUGAACUGACAGCAGGUGAACUAAGUAAAAUCACCUGGGGAGUGUAGUUCACACUACAUUCAAACAUAAAGAUCAAACUGACAAUGUACAAAUAGGAAAAAACUGUAGCAUUAAAAUCAAAUGCCAGCAAAAAAAUUUUUUAAAAAGAAAGACAAACAAAAAACAUUCCGUUAAAUUUAGCGCAAAUUAAAAAAAAUCCCUUUUUGUUCACAGGUCAUGCAAAUAUAACACACCCUACUAUUCAUAGUCAGAGUUUUGUGGUGGUAUUGUACCAAGCAACAUUACAUCAUUAGCCUCUGGAAACACUAUGUGUUAAUAAACACUAAUAAUUAAAUAAGUAGUAAUAGCUGACACCUGGCAUAUUCAAUUUUACUUUUACAACUUCAUAUUAAACAUAUUAAAAACUACGAUAGGCAGAUAUUUUCACAGCUGGGAAACCUUUUAAAUCACAAAACCGUCCCAGUGUUCUUUUAUGGUUUACAUGGGUCAGAUUCUCUGCAAAUAUUCGUCAUUCUUUUAGCCUUUCUUGAGUAAAUAAACAAAUAAUAAUAAAAUAAUAAUAAUUAUAGAAUAAUAAUAAAAUAAAUAAACUCCUGUAUUUGUUGGAGUUUUAUUUUUGCUUUAACUUUGGCCAAGUUAGCCUUAAUUUGCUAAUUGGCUAGCUUUUUCCUCAAGGCUCAUAGACAGG
Oreochromis aureus is the source of this 2320-nucleotide messenger RNA. It is a transcript of the gene clic5a, whose product is annotated as chloride intracellular channel 5a. Lineage: Eukaryota; Metazoa; Chordata; Actinopteri; Cichliformes; Cichlidae. Bases 35 to 1228 code for a protein of 397 amino acids. The transcript has 6 exons. The record is from RefSeq and is a predicted model, not a curated record.